CUAUUAUUGUUGCAGAUCAUGAGGGAGACUUUGAUAUAUUUGUCACAUCUUGAUCACGAGGACACGGAAAAUCUGAUGCUAAAGAAGCUAAGCAAACAAUUAAGUGGCGAGGUUUGGAAUUGGAACAACUUAAACACAUUAUGUUGGGCAAUAGGGUCUAUAUCUGGUUCGAUGAUGGAAGAACAGGAUAACAGAUUUUUGGUUAUGGUCAUUCGUGACUUGCUGAAUUUAUGCGAAAUCACGAAAGGGAAGGAUAACAAAGCUGUCAUCGCAAGUAACAUUAUGUAUGUUGUUGGACAGUACCCGAGGUUUCUAAGAGCUCACUGGAAGUUCCUAAAAACUGUUGUGAACAGAUUGUUUGAGUUCAUGCAUGAGACACAUCCUGGUGUUCAGCAGCACUAAAGGCCUCUCUGUGGCUUAUAUCUAGCUUUAAAGUUGGCUUUAAAGUUGGGGUUAGAACAAGGGCUAUAGACACCAACAGGUAACUAGUACAAGAUC
Molecule: messenger RNA, 498 nt
Organism: Humulus lupulus (European hop)
Lineage: Eukaryota; Viridiplantae; Streptophyta; Magnoliopsida; Rosales; Cannabaceae
Product: protein EXPORTIN 1A-like
Exons: 5
Coding region: 19-402 (127 amino acids)
Biological process (GO): ribosomal large subunit export from nucleus; protein export from nucleus; ribosomal small subunit export from nucleus
Cellular component (GO): nucleus; cytoplasm
Molecular function (GO): nuclear export signal receptor activity
Source: RefSeq, a predicted model, not a curated record